AUGGUGAUCAAAAGAGCCACAAACCCCCUACGUGUGGCUCAACCUAGCAUCUCCUUGGCACAACCUACGUCGUCGCCGCCCUCCCCUCCCUCCGCCGUGAUUGCGCCCUCCUCGCCUGCGGAUCCCACCGCCGCGAGUGCAUCACCGCCCCCCGUCGCCGCGACACACCGUCGCUGCCCCCCCCCCCCCCUCCCCCUUUUUUCCGCUGCCGCGCCUUCCCUGGCGCCGCCUGCACAUCCCGCCGCGACGCCUCGUCGCCGCCUCCUCCUCCCCCUGCCGCGACCCCCCGUCGCCGUCUCCCUCCCGCCGCCGCGCCUACUUCGGCGUCGCCCGCGCAUCCCUCCGCCGCGACGCCCCGUCGUCGCCUGCCCCUCCCGCUGCCGCGACGUCGCGUCGCCGCCUCCCCCCACCGCCGCCGCGCCUUCCUCGGCGCCGCCUGCGCAUCCCGCCGCCGCGACGCCCCGUCGUCGCCUCCUGUCCCGCCGCCGCGACUUCGCGUCGCCGCCUGCACUCCCCAUCGCCGCGACCCCCCGUCGCCGCCUACGCAUCCCGCCGCCGCGACCCGCUCGUCGCCGCCUGCACGAUCCGCCGCCGCGACUUCGCGUCGCCGCCUGCACGACCCGCCGCCGCGACUUCGCGUCGCCGCCUGCACGACCCGCCGCCGCGACUUCGCGUCGCCGCCUGCGCAUCCCGUCGCCGCGACCUUCUCGUCGCCGCCUGCACCCCUUGCCGCCGCGACCUUCUCGUCGCCGCCUGCACCCCUUGCCGCCGCGACCUAAAGUCGCCGCCCGCGCGACCUCCUGCCGCGACCUGCUCGUCGCCGCCCGCACAUCCCGUCGCCGCGACCUAACAAUCGCCGCCCCCGCAUCCUACCGCCGCGACCUGCUCGUCGCCGCCCGCGCAUCCCGCCGCCGCGCCUUCCUCGUCGCCGCCCGCGCAUCCCACCGCCGCGCCUUCCCCGUCGCCGCCCGCGCAUCCCUCCGCCGCGCCCUACUCGUCGCCGCUCGCUCAUUCCGCCGCCUCCCUCGUCGCCACCCGCGCAUCCCGCCGCCGCACGUUCCUCGUAGCAGCCGCCUCAUCCCGCAGCAGCAGCGUCAUUGGCAGCAACAGCUUCGCCCACAGCUACACCUGCGUUCUCCCUCCCCCUCCCCCUUUCCUCCUCCUCUCCUCCCACGCAGCAGCAGCCGGGACAGCUCAGCAGCCACAGCAGCAACAGCGGCAGCAGCGGCAGCAUCAGGAGCAGCGACAGCAGCGGCAGCAGCUGCAUCCACCAUCUUCCUCCCUCUCCUCCCCUCCCCCCCCCCCUCCUCCCUCUCAGCAGCAGCAGCGGCAGCAGCGGCAGCAGCGGCAGCAGCGGCAGCAGCGGCAGCAGCGGCAGCAGCGGCAGCAGCGGCAGCAGCAGCAGCAGCCGGAGAAGAACUCCACUCCCCGCAGCAGCACCCCCCUCCCCUCCCCCCCCCCCCCCCCCCCCCCCCCUCCCCUCCUCCCUCUCGGCUGCCGCGGGUCCACCCGCCGUCGCCCUCCCACUUGACCGCCGCGGGUCCACCCGCCGCCGUCCACCUCGAGGCCGCCGCGGGUCCACCCGCCGUCGCCCCUCAUGGCUACCACUCCUCCCCCUCUCCCCCCUCCCAUUGA
Messenger RNA from Closterium sp. Naga37s-1, 1635 nucleotides. NCBI's taxonomy places the organism in Eukaryota, Viridiplantae, Streptophyta, Zygnematophyceae, Desmidiales, Closteriaceae. The record is from the annotation of a GenBank genome assembly.